AUGGCUCUAAGAAACCUUGUAAAUAAACUGCCUCCAGGUCACGUGUUUGUUCCAACGGACGAUGAGUUAGUGUCUUAUUAUCUUUCCAAAAAGAAUUCUAAAGAAGAAAUUAUCAAAAACCCUCUGGUGGAAAUUGACCUGAAUACUGAGCCCUGGAGUCUCCCAGAUGUGGCAAAGUUGAAUUCGAAAGAGUGGUAUUUCUUCAGCUUCCGAGAUGGCAGAGAUAAUAGGGCGACGAUCUCUGGCUACUGGAAAUCCAUUGGAAAAGGUCAGGCAGUGCUUGAUGAGAGGACACGAGCUAUAAUUGGGAAGAAAGAGAAAUUAAUUUUCUACAAAAAUAAUGGAAUCAAAACGGGUUGGGUUAUGCAUGAAUUUCUCCUUAACAACCCUCAGGUGCCUCCUAGUUCUAAUACCUCCUUUAAUCUUCUCACCUAA
Olea europaea var. sylvestris is the source of this 435-nucleotide messenger RNA. Its product is annotated as protein CUP-SHAPED COTYLEDON 1-like. Gene Ontology annotation, molecular function: DNA binding. The record is from RefSeq and is a predicted model, not a curated record. The coding region runs from base 1 to 435 and encodes 144 amino acids. Gene Ontology annotation, biological process: regulation of DNA-templated transcription. Lineage: Eukaryota; Viridiplantae; Streptophyta; Magnoliopsida; Lamiales; Oleaceae. The transcript has 2 exons.